CCGGAUGAUUUCGAUCAACUUGUCCAUGAUGAUUUCGAUCAACAACACCAUAAGCCGCCACCUGAGAGUCCGAGACAAAAGCUCCAUCACAGUAUAUAUCUUGCUGGAAAUAAGUAGGUGGUAGAUCAAGGAUUGUACAAGGUAUAAAAGGCCGAAGAGGAGAGGAAAAGUAGCCAAUGGUACUUCACUAGCAAUCCAAUAAGCAAAGUAUCCAAAGGCCUUAGCAGAGGUUUCCGAAGUUGUGGACGAAUACCUUUUCACAAUCAUUCAUUUCGAGCAUUCCAAAGAGCCCACAGAUGAGCCAGCACUGCCACUAAAGAGUUGAAAGGGAUCACUUCGUGGAGAUUGAAGAGCCACGUAUGGAUAGAGAGGAAGCUUAGAGGAAAAUGGAGAUCGACAAAGCCCUCCUGCCAGAAGUGCAUAACAUGGGAGCAUCCAAAAAGGCAAUUCCACACAUCCUUGAUAUCACCAUCACAAAGCGUGCAGUUAGGUGAGUUAAUCACUUUUCGAAACCAAAGAUUCUUCUUUGUCGCCAUUGCGUUUCUAGUGAUCCUCCAAAUGAAAUUGAAAAUUUUAGUGGGAGGGAUAAACUCCCAAGCCACUUCCAUGCUUUGAUGGAACAGUGAGGGUGAUUAGGAUCGUCCAAACCGGUCCUAGUUCUUUCAUAUGCUUUAAAGAUUUUGUAGGCCGACUUUACAGAAAAGCCCAUAUUUCUCUGGAUGCCACACCCACGAGUGCUCUUAUCACUCGAACCAAUAGGGAUCCUCUUGAUUGCCUCAGCUUCUUCUAGAAGGCAGGAUUGCGACAUCCUAAGAAAAUGCUACUUUUAUCCAUGGGAGAACUCAUUGCGGUAAUUCAAUCUGAACUCACAACUAUCCAAGUCGAUUCUACCUAGUCAAAGCGGGUAGAAUUUAGUACAUAUGAUUUUUGGGUUGGGUGAGAAUUUCACUCAUUUCUUUUUUAAAUUGGUGGGUUGGGUCGGCCGUGAGUUUUGCCAAAAUCCAACCAAUUUUCCAUCAUCUCUGCACCAACCGAUAAAGCAAAACGACAUAAUUUUAUAUCUAACCAGAACAAUAUGAUUAUAUGAAUUAUUUAUAGAUGUUAUUAGUCUUUAUGACAAUACAAAUCUAUUAAUAUGGGUUAUUUGAUGGAUAUUAGUAGUUUUUGUAGAGAUAUAUUUGUAUGAAAAUUUCGAUAGAUGUAAGUGUUCAAAAAAAAUAAUGUAGGAUUAAAUUCGUGAAUCCAUGGCUAACCAUGCACCCGUGGUUGUGGGUGCCCGAGUUUCACUUCCAAAAUCCAAUAAGUAUUUUACCAAAUUAUUUUAAUAAAUACAACCACUGAGUUCACUACGGGAAAAAUGCCUUCUUGCAACACUCGGAUUGCAACACUAUUUGAAAGUGUUGCGUUAAAUAUGUUAUGGCAACACUUUUUUUUGGAGUUGCGUAUUGGAUAGUUUACGCAACUCAAUUUAAUUAUAUGUUGCAAUUAUUCUCUUAACACAACACAUAUGUCAAAAAUAAAUUUAGGGUUGCCUAAUUCAAUAAGUUAUGGAACACUUAUUAAAAUUUUGUUGCAAAAAACAUAUAUUUAUAUUACCGUUUGAUGUACGUACAUCCCAAUCAGAAAAGCAAAGGAAAGGUAAACACCAAAAAAUAAAAAAUCCAACUUCGACCCAAAUACAGAAAAGAAAAGGAAAAGCAAACAAAAACCCACCCAACUUUACCAAUCAAAUUAGUCUCGUUACUCUACUUUUUACCUCCCUUUUCUCCUUCCUCUAUCGCACUUCUCCAUAGUUUGUGCUUCUGCCCUCACAAAAAAGCUUCCCCUGUGUUUAUCUGCUGCAAAAUCGACGAGUAUAGCAGAGGUCCAGCCAGCAACUAGGAAUCAGAGUCCAUCAAUCCUCCUCUGAAGGUCAUAUCCCCAAGAACAACGGUACGAAUUUCGUUACCCACCCCACCAUCAAGAAUCAUCCUCAAAUUCCUGUUCGACCGUCGACCGCGGUGGGUUCUCCUUUCUCCUUUCACCGGUUCACCCGAUCUUCUGUAGCGGUUCUACUUGCUUUGUAAAUGUAGAUUAUUUUUCGCUGGCUUAAAAGCUGAAGAUGGUUUCGGUUAUUGUAGCUUGUUCUUGAGCUUGUUCUAAUGAGUGCUGCCUUAGAGGGGAAAAAUUAAAGUAGCCUGGGGUUUGAUUCGAGUGUUUUUUCUGCUGUUUGCUGCAAUAUCUAUUGUGUUCUUUCUUGUCGCUUGUGUUCUUGACUAUUAUGUGUUCCUGAAUGCCUUGUUUGGGUGGAGUUCUUUAUCUCUCUGCUUACUGUGCUAAUUUGUGGGUUUAUGGGGACGGUAUGAUUUAGAGUUUUCCCCUGCGGGUUAAGUACAUUAUAUAUCAUGCUCGGUCUAGUAGUUAUAUACUGAAUCAUUUAUAUACAAUCCAAAUGAAUUAGGUAGUUGGAUUUGUAACUUAAUGAAGAAAUAGGAAUUGUUUAACGACCGGCUAAUGAAGCUACAAUCAACAUUGCUAUAGUCUUGUAAGUAUGGUUAAUUUAUACCGAUACAGUUCGUUCCUGGCUACCUCCUAAUUUUCUUGGUUGCUACUUACAAGUGGAUUUAAUUAUUCACUCUGCAGGCUUCAAGUCGUGGCCCGGAAAGCAAAUCCAUAGUCACAACUACCGCACACCUCAACCCUUCAAGGACCAAGUGAGCAAUGCAUACAUACAUAUAUCCAUCCAUUGUAUUUGUAAAAAAAGAAUAAAAAAAGAAAAAUUAAGUUCCAAACUUAGGGGGUUACAGUAGCAUAGCAGAGCAAUUGCAACUUUGAUACUAUAUAUGCAUCAAAAAGGAGAUUGAAUUUGGAGUUAGGAAAUUGAGAUCCAUAUAGACUCCAUGUACCUCCAUCAUGGUUUAUGUCCCAUUAUUCUUAACAAAUAACAACUACUUGUGGCAGGGUGGCAUUGACGAGAGUGAAGAUCCACAAACUGCUGCUUUUAGCGAACUAAAAGAAGAGCCGAGAGGCAGCUCUGCAGAGGUUUUCAAUUUGGGCAUAAUGCUGCUUUCUUACCCUUGGUGUGAUUUAUUAUAGUUUAUAUCCCAACUGAAAAAAUUCAGAGUUUUCGUGGAUAAGGAAGCGAGCUGCAGGCUUGUGAAAGGGCCUUGCGGAUCUUCGUUUGGCCUCUGAGGUUUGCUAGUUGGGGCAGCCAUGUUCUUCAUUCUGCUGAACUUGUAGGAUCGAAAUGUACCUCAGAGUUCAGUCGUUGUUCUUCACUCAACCACACUCUCCUUAUGAAAGUGAUUUGUACGGUUAAAGGCUUAAUAUAUGUUCGGUUGGAUUUCCUUUCAAUCCCAGUUUCUGAACAUUUUCACUGCAGCAAUUGAUAGAAAAGUGAUAUGCUGUUAGUGUCAAUGCGUCGUUGUGAAAUGCUUCUCAUUACCACCAGUUUUCAUUAAACAUCAGUUGUGUUGAUUUUCUGCUGAAAUUUACUAAUUGUGAUGAAUUUUGAUUUUGAUCUUGUUUGUUUGUAUUUUUAUAUUGAUUUUCUGCUGGAAUUGCAGCUUUCCUCAUUGUACUUAUUUUGUCCUGACCUUAGUGUGUAAAUUUACUAAUCCAGGUCAUUCAUUUUGCAGUUUGUUUAUUGAAAAUGGACAAGAGUUGGUUGUCGAAAGCACGAGUGAGUAAGGCCUAUCGUAAUGGAGUAGAGAGUUUUCUGAACUUUGCAUUUGCUAAAUCAGCUGAGGGGAAUGAGAUUUUGUGUCCCUGCGUGAAGUGCAAGAAUAUGUUUUGGCAAACCAGAAAUGUCGUCAAUGAACACCUGAUUUGUCAUGGAUUUGUGAAGAAAUACUUAACCUGGACUUUCCACGGAGAGAAUGAAGUUGAAGAUAGUGACAAUGAUGAUAUGGUAGAUGAUGAUGAUAUGUAUGGUCUAUUAAGUGACCUUGCAGCUAGUGUCGGCCCAGAGCCUGAUGGAAUGACGAAGCACUUUUUCACUCUGAUAGAAGACGCCGACAAAGAAUUUUAUCCGGGCUGUGAAAAUUUUUCCAAGCUUUCAUUCACCAUUCGAAUAUAUCUUCUAAAGUGCCUUAAUGGAUGGAGUAACUCCUCUUUUGAUUCUCUCCUUUCUUUGUUGAUCGAGGCCUUUCCUGAUGCAGAGAUUCCCAAAUCAUUUGUUAAAAUGAAAACAAUGAUUAAGGGUUUAGGAUUGAACUACAAGAGGAUUGACGCUUGUCCAAAAGAUUGUAUGCUAUAUUAUGGUGAUGAGGAUAGUAAGCUGAAGAGUUGCAGAAAAUGUGGCCAGUCCAGAUACAAGUUACCCUCUAAGGAUGAUGGGGAUCGUGGUGAAGAUGAUAAUGUUUCCGGGAAACAAGUUGCUGCCAAGAUUUUCCGCUACUUUCCUUUGAUACCGAGACUCCAAAGGUUGUUCAUGUCUUCGAAAACAGCUGGAUACAUGAGAUGGCAUGAGAAAAAGCGAAUCAAAGAUGGGAAUCUUAGGCAUCCUGCAGAUGGUCAAGCAUGGAAAGAUUUUGAUGACUUGCAUCCGGACUUUGCAGCUGAUUGUAGAAAUGUGCGGAUUGCCAUUGCUUCUGAUGGUUUCAAUCCAUUCAGGACCAUGACAAGUAAUCAUAGCACAUGGCCCGUGGUAGUCGCAAUCUACAACUUGCCACCCUGGAUGUGCAUGAAAUCAGAGUACUUGGUGUUGUCUUCGAUUAUCCCAGGGCCAAAAUCACCAGGGAAUGAUAUUGAUGUCUAUUUAGGACCUUUUGUGGAUGAACUGAAGAAGCUAUGGAGUGAGGGAGUAAUGACGUAUGAUGCUCAUAGGAAGCAAAUGUUUAAUAUGCGUGCUUGUUUGAUGUGGACCAUUAGUGACUUUCCGGGAUAUGCCAUGUUGUCUGGUUGGAGCACAAAAGGAUACUAUGCGUGUCCAAAUUGUAAUUAUGAUACAUGCUCUUUGCGGUUGAGUCACAGCAAUAAGAUGUGUUAUAUGGGGACACGUAGGUUUCUUGAUGAUGAUCAUGAAUGGAGGAGGGACAGGAGUUCUUUUAACGGGAAAACUGAGUUUGGGCGGAGUCCUAUACCUUUAUCUGGUUCGAUGAUCAAGGAAAAGUUAUCAGGAUUCAUCAAUGACUUUGGCAAGAGGGACAAUAAGAAAGGCGAGACAAGAUUUCCUUUGCAUAAGUUGUCCAUUUUUUUUGAGUUGCCUUAUUGGGAGAAAAAUCAAUUGCGUCAUAAUCUUGACGUGAUGCAUAUAGAAAAGAAUGUCUUUGAAAAUGUUUUAGGAACAUUGUUAGACAUUCCUGGAAAGACCAAAGAUCAUCUGAAUGCUCGUCUGGAUUUACGUGAUAUGGGAAUCAGGAAGAAGCUUCAUCCGGUUGAAUCAUCAAAUCGUAAGAAGAGUGUAUUGCCUAGAGCUUGCUUUUGGCUAACCAACCAAGAAAAAGAUAUUUUUUGUCAGGUUUUAAAAGGAGCUAAAGUGCCAGAUGGAGCUGCAUCAAACAUUUCUCAUUGUGUCAACCUAAAGGAGAGGAAACUAUCUGGGUACAAGAGUCAUGAUGCCCACUUUAUGAUGCAAUACCUGCUUCAAGUCGCAGUAUGUAAGACUUUGCCCAAAAAUGUUGCUAUUGCUGUCAUUAGGCUUGGUCAAUUCUUCAAAGCCAUUUGUAGGAAGGUCAUAUCAUUGAGCGAGUUGGAUAAGUUGCAAACUGAAAUUGUUGAGACUCUUUGUCAAUUUGAGAGGAUUUUCCCACCCAGCUUUUUCGAUGUUAUGGUUCAUCUACCAAUUCACUUGGUCGAAGAAGUUAGGCUGGGAGGGCCUGUACAAACUCGGUGGAUGUACCCAAUUGAGCAUUUUUUGGGUGUCUUGAAGGAUUUUGUGAAGAAUAGAAAUCAGCCUGAAGCAAGCAUAGCUGAAGGCAACUCUGCUAAGGAAUGUUUAAUCUUUUGCUCAAGAUAUUUGAGUGAUAAUGGUGAUACGAGGUUCACUCGAAGUUCCAGGAACCAUGAAGGAUUUGUCACAGGGGAAAACUCUGCAGAUUUAUUCCCAAUUUUAGGCAGACCGCUUGGAGCAAAAAAGAAUGGGAAGGGUAAACUAAUUGAAUUGAAUGAUGAGGUUCUUACCCAAGCUCGGCGAUAUGUUAUCAUCAAUUGUCAGGAUAACUUGUCUGAGCUGUCUGCAUAUAUCGAUGAGUUUGAUCAAUCACAAAGCAGAAAACGUAAGGGCAGGAAUUGGGCAAGAGAAAAAAGUCAAGCACAAGAUAUAGUACAAUGGCUAGAGUUGUGCGUUCAAAAUGACAAACAUGUUUCUACGAUGAUCAAACACCUAGCUUCUGGUCCGAAUUAUGUUGCUCAGAGCUUCUCAGGAUACCUUAUUAACGGUUAUAGGUUUCAUACUUUGAGUCGCGAGAAGAACUUGCAAACGCAAAGUAGUGGGGUAACGCUGACAGCAAUGACAUCAAGUUAUGCAAGUUCCAAGGAUAAAAAUCCAGUGCUUGCUGAUGUUACUUACUAUGGAGCUAUCGAUGAGAUCAUUCAGUUGGAUUACUAUUCCCAUUUCAAAAUAGUUCUGUUCAAGUGCAAGUGGUUUGAUUCAGAAAAGGAUGGUUAUGGGCUCACUCGGGUGAAUUUUAGAAGGUUAAAGUAUCAAAAUGACCCAUUUGUCAUGGCAAAUCAGGUAAAGCAAGGAUUUUAUGUGCAAGAUCCAAUGCAACAAGAUUGGCAUUAUUUCAUGGAGACACUUCCUCGAGACUUAUUUGACAUGAGAGUUGAUGGCUUAGAAGAUGAGUAUGCUUCUAAUUCAAGAGCACCUAGCAUAGAGCCUGUCCUGCCAAUUGAUAACAAUGAGGAGCUUGAGUGGUCAAGAGAUGACGUUGAAGGAAUAACGGUUGAAAUUCCUGAAUCGAAAAAUACUGAAGUGGAAGAUGCAGUGGGGCUUGAUGCGGAAGAGGAGGACGAUCUUGCUACAAAGGAGACUGAAACGACAGCUGUUGAACCCAAAAACACAAGUGAAGCUGCAAUCCUAGAGGUUGAAGAAGAGUACACAAGUGAAUCUGAAAAUGGUGAUGGUGAUGAAGAUGAACACUCAAGUGAAGCUGAAAUGACCGAUGAUUUCUAUGAAGACUCUGACUAAGCAUAUUAUUCCUUUAAUCCGGUGAUUCUACAGACCUUUGGCAGUGCGGUGCAAUAUCUUUGAGACAUUAUUUAGCCUGUACCUAACCCUGAAAGUAUGCUUUUUGUUUUUUAGGAAAUGGAGGAUCACACUUGCAGUAGCAUGGUGUUACAGAGUCCAAAAGGUACGUGAAAUUUUAGUUUGUUGUUUAAGCUAUUUCUUGUUCUGCGUGUUCAUCUUUUAAUUGCCAAAGAACCGUAUUUAAUUUUAUGUGAAUGUGAAUCCCUACUGCAAACUCCCAAUUUUAUUUGAUACAGAGUCCAAAAUUUUCUUUUGGCGGAGUACGUCCCACGUUUGUGAUGAGUUGGAGCGACUAGGAAUAGAAAUCACAGUCCGACCCUAUUAGGCUGCUUGAUAGGCUUGUAUUAUUUAUCUCAUUGGUCAAUUUUUCAUUAAGAUAAGAUUACAUCAAGAUUAAAAAAGAAGUACCAAUUUUUGGUUAAAUGAUACGCAUUAAAAAAAUGCCCAAGUCCUGGGAUAUAGAGCGGCAUGCAUCUUUUUGUGAAUGUGAAUCCUUUUUUUGGAGUCCUACUAAUGCCCAAGUCCUUUAAUUUGGCGGCAACUAUUGGCGCCAACAUCCUUCCAUCACUUUGAGCCACCAGCAGUCGAGCAGGAAAGAAGUAAUUAGGCGAGGCGGAUAAUCGAGAGGACAUAAACCCUAAAACCUGAUCAAGUCCUUUAAUUUUAUGUGAACGUGAAUCCCUACUCCAAAAAUUGUAACUAGUCAACUUAAUUAAUUGGAGUCCUUUUUUUGAUUCACUAUAAUACAAAUCUGCUCUUUUUUACAUUGAGUCUUUUUUGUUUGUUGAUUUCUGGUUUGCUGGUUAAUAGUUUAACUAGAUGUAAACGUCGUUUUCUAGUUAGCCUACUUAAUACUUUUGGAGUAGCAUAUUUGAAUAUGCUCUUAUUAUUAAAUCAAGUCAUUAAAACUUUGUCUCGUAUUUACUAUUACAGUGAAGAAUAAGAGGGGUAUCACAACCUGUAAUGCUGUUGUGCUAGCAACCCAAGAUGGGAAAAAAUUAGAGGUUUAUUUUCCCAACACAGGGACAGAGGCUGUUGGUAAGAAUGCUCGGCACUUAGUUAGUUUCUGUGGGGUUCUAAUAAAAAAACAUGCUAAGUUGAGUGCCACGAAUUGGGAUGAGGUUGAAGAAACAAUUGGUGAUAAAUUGUGCUCCUUAGUGGAGGUACGAUCAAUCAUUUUCACACUUUUCAUUUUUUGUUAAUAUUUUGCAUAUUGAACUAUUCUUAAGAAUCUUAUACUCUUGAGUUACUUUGUUUGUAGGAGAAAUUCAAGAGCAAUUGCAAUGAGAAGCUAAGAUCUUUUAUAUUUAAGAAAAUGAAAAAAUCAUAUUCAACUACGCUGUACAACUUACGCAAGAAAUAUCAAGAUAUGGA
Messenger RNA from Linum trigynum, 8545 nucleotides. Lineage: Eukaryota; Viridiplantae; Streptophyta; Magnoliopsida; Malpighiales; Linaceae. The record is from the annotation of a GenBank genome assembly.